Messenger RNA from Dreissena polymorpha, 7364 nucleotides. Its product is annotated as furin-like protease kpc-1. Gene Ontology annotation, molecular function: serine-type endopeptidase activity. NCBI's taxonomy places the organism in Eukaryota, Metazoa, Mollusca, Bivalvia, Myida, Dreissenidae. The record is from RefSeq and is a predicted model, not a curated record. The transcript has 22 exons. Bases 211 to 3252 code for a protein of 1013 amino acids. Gene Ontology annotation, cellular component: trans-Golgi network; Golgi membrane. Gene Ontology annotation, biological process: peptide hormone processing.
ACGUGUUUCAGCUCUUGAGAUUGGUGGUACGUCAAACUAAUUUAGAAAGCGGACGUGUUGAUAGUUUUACCAGAUAAACACGGAUAAACACACGAUUUAAUAUCAACAACGCCUGGUUUGGAUAGUGUUUUUGUAGCUUUAAUUUUAUAACAAUGGAGUAAAAGACAACCUUACGCUUUAUACCAUUCAUUUAUAAAAAAUAUUUUAAUAAUGAUGGCACCUUCUUCCUGGAUUUUGUUGUUUACCUUGUUUUGUGUCGGGUCCGUAGGUUUAAGUCUCGGAAAUACUUAUACCAAUAAAUUUGCUGUCCAUAUACCUGGUGGUGAGCGUCAUGCCAGAGAAGUUGCUGAAACACAUGGAUAUGUUAAUAUAGGACAUAUUGGUUCACUGAAGGACCACUAUCUAUUUGAACAUCCCCAUGUGCAUAGACGCUCAGCCUUACACAGUACAGAACACCAUGAAAAGCUGUCCUCACAUCCACAUGUCCAGUGGUUUGAACAACAAACCCAUCUGUCUCGGAAAAAGCGUGACUAUCUAGAGAAACCAGACCAUGCACAGAGAAGCAGCGAACACAGAUUACGAUCCAAACGCUCGUCAUAUUCGUAUCCAAGACGUGAUGUCAGCCAAGAUGACCUCAAGUUCAAUGAUGAAUUGUACCAAAACAUGUGGUAUUUUAAUGGGGGUGGUAGGGACCACACUGACAUGAAUGUCAAGGGUGCAUGGCGUAAAGGUGUCACAGGGAAGAACGUCGUCAUCACAAUUCUGGACGACGGAAUAGAGAGGAACCAUGAAGACCUGGUAGACAACUAUGAUCCGUAUGCUAGUUAUGAUGUCAAUGGACAUGAUCCAGAUCCAAUGCCUAGAUAUGACUACUCCAACGAAAACAGACAUGGCACGCGCUGUGCAGGGGAGGUGUCUGCGAAGGCCAACAACACCAAGUGCAUUGUGGGAGUGGCCUAUGAUUCUAAGAUUGGAGGUGUGAGAAUGCUGGAUGGGGACGUGUAUGACGCCGUGGAGGCCCAGUCACUGAGCCACAAUCGCAGCCACAUUGACAUCUACUCGGCCAGCUGGGGACCGGACGAUGAUGGGCGGGUGGUGGACGGGCCUGGCGUCCUCGCCAAGAAGGCCUUCAUAGAGGGCGUGACCUUGGGCCGUAAUGGCAAAGGUGCAAUAUUUGUUUGGGCCAGCGGCAACGGAGGUAGGCAGCAGGACAGUUGUUCGUGCGAUGGCUAUACAAAUAGCAUCUUCACAAUGAGCAUAAGUGGCGUCUCAGAGCAUAUCGAGAAGCCGUUCUAUUUGGAAGAAUGCGCCUCAACUCUCGCUACUACGUUUAGUAGCGGAGGGGGCGGUGAGAAAAAAGUUGUAUCCGUAGACCUGCACAACAAGUGUACGGAGACUCACACCGGGACCUCUGCCUCGGCCCCCCUUGCAGCAGGCAUAGUGGCCCUCAUACUAGAGGUCAACCCUGGUUUGACUUGGAGAGAUGUUCAGUACAUCACACUGAUGACGGCCCGACCCCUUCCGGACGGGGACUGGAUCACAAACGGAGUGGGACGCAAAGUGAGCCUGCGCUAUGGCUAUGGCCUGAUGGACGCUACAGAAAUGGUGAACCUGGCGGAGAAGUGGACCAACAUUCCUGCCCAGCAUAUCUGCACCAUCCAGUCUGAGAAUGCAAGAGCAGACAAGGCAAAAGUACUCAUACCGGAUACAGGAUAUGAGGAAGUGUUGAACACUAACGCGUGCGCUGGCACUUCCGAUGCUGUAAACUUCCUGGAACAUGUCCAGGCAAAGAUCACCCUAAAGAGCAAGCGCCGUGGUGAUAUUGUCAUCCACCUCACCUCUCCGUCUGGGACGAAAUCUACCAUCCUUCCACAGCGACCUAACGACAGUGACAGGUCAAAGGGUUUCAGUGACUGGGCGUUUCUGUCGGUUCAUUUCUGGGGAGAGAACCCGUCUGGUCAGUGGAAACUGCAGAUAGAGGUGGUAUCCAACCCCAACGCCUACAUCGGCUCAUCCUAUGGAAGUUCCCAGACCACAAAUGACCUGAUAGACUGGUCACUCAUUUUGCAUGGAACAGAGGAGAACCCUGUCAAUUUGGUGGCACCCAGUCAAACAGAGAAACCUAAGCUGACACCAACCAUUGCAGGGUGUGAUGGUCAGUGUAACGAGGGAUGUUCCGGUCCAGGGCCGUCCCAGUGUAACAGAUGCAAGAACUUUGUUGUCAAGGAGACUGGUGUGUGCGUGGGUACUUGCCCCAACAACUACUACCUAGACGGUGUGGAGUGCAAGCUGUGCAAUGACACGUGCCUCACAUGCACCCUUGUUGCCUCCAAGGUCAUGUGUCUGCUGUGUAAGCCAGGAUAUCUGUUUGUGGAGGGCAAGGGAACAUGUGAAAAGUUCUGCGAGAAAGGAUACUUCAAAAAUAAUGACAAUCACCAUUGCCGUGUAUGCAGUGGUAAGUGUGCGGAGUGCGUGGAGCACAGCAAGUGUACUUCCUGCAGAGAGGGGGAGAGCCUGGUCAAGGACACCUGUGAGACCGUCAAGGAAUGCCCUGCAGGUGAAUACCUCACUGAUACUGGCUGCCUGGCCUGCCCUGCUGGAUGCUUCAGCUGCUCAAGUGCCACCAACUGUACUUGCUGUGAUAAAGGGAGUUAUUUACAGAAUGGAAGCUGUGUCAACAGUUGUGCCAGUGGUUUUCUUCCAUUCCAUGUCAACUACAGCUCAAAGUUUAUUUUUCAACAAUGUCAACACUGUGGUGAUAAGUGUAAUGUGUGCCCAGAGGGUUUCAACUACGUGAAUGGGGUAUGUGUACAGCAGAACAAUUGUCCAGACGGUACCUACUUCCAAUGGAAUGCUAUGUCCUGUAAAUCGUGCAGCCCAAAUUGUCGCGCAUGUAUUGGCCCCAGCCGCACAGAUUGCAUCGCAUGUGAGUCCCCGUACGGCUACAACAGUCUGCAGAGGAAGUGCGUCAUCUGCUGCUCCGAUAUAGAGUGGCAGGCAGGCAAAACAGACUGCUGCAAAUGUAUUGAGGAGGGUAAAUGUGAUGUAGCCACUCCGCCGCCUGUCUCAAACCAGGCCAGUGAGUUGUUCAGCGUUGCCACUCUCAUCAUUGUCCUGCUCGUGAUUGUCAUUUCGUGCCUCUCCAUCAUCGUUUUUAUUGCCGUUUGGGUGGGCUGUCGAAGGAACAAAACCAGCCACAGCAACAUCAGAUACGAUAAACUUCCCAAUGGCGAAGAAAAUGUAGAAUUUUAAUAACUAUGCUUUUAAAAUCAGUUUAUUUCUCAUGGUCUGUUCUGAUCUUCAUGGAUUUUAUGGUUUGAAUGUUCUUUUUUGCAUUAAUCAUUAAGAUAUGAAGAAUUCUUUUAACGCCACACAAAUCUGGUGAUUUGCAUGAAGAUAAUUUUGACCUUGUGAAAUAAAUUGAUUUAACCAUAUAUUAUGGUUAGUGAUAGAACUUUUCUUUCCUCUUGGGAAGCAGAGAAAGCAUAUCGAUUUGCCCUUGUCUGUCAGUCCGUCUAAUUUUUCUGUCAAACAUAAGUAAAAAAGAAUUUCAGCUGACGUGAUGAAUUUUUUACGAUCAUUUUCAGCAACAUAAUAAUGAGCUUGGUCACCUGGGUCUAUUGGUUUAGUUGUUUUUUUCACAUGACCAUUUUCUGUUAAAACUGACAUUUUUGUUCUUUUUGCUUUAAAAAAUGUCUGCUUGGGUGAUGAAACUUUACAAAACAUAUUAAUCAACAUGCACACUUGCAUACCUGGUUAUUUUUGUGGAUCUCUUUUUUCUCCAUAACAUGAAAAUUUUGGCUUGUUUGCCGUGUUAUACUGAAGAGUUUUUUCUAGAGUGAUGACACUUUAUAUUCAUAUUAACUCUUUCAGUGCUGGAACCGAAUUUUGAAGGCCUUUGCAAACAGUUUGAAUCCAGAUAAGACACCUCAGAACGUGGCGUCUCAUCAGGAUCCAAACUGUUUGCUUUUCUGAUAGUAUUCUUGGAAAGAAAAUGCUAAUUUUAGAAAUUCAGCAGACAACAUUUUAGCAGAUGACAAAUUUCCCAGCAUGCAAAGGGUUAAUCAACAUGUGAAUUUAUACACUUGGUUGUUUUUGUGUAUUUGUCAAUAUUAGCAGAGUUUUUAGACAAAAGUGGAAUGUGGGGGCAUAUGUGUGUUACAGACACAUGUCUAGUUACAAAACCAUGCCUUUCAAAAUGUAUCAAAAUAUGUUUGUCUUGUGCCACAGUGCCAAUGAAACAAGGGGGCAUACCUUCAAACUCUCUUGCUACAUGUUGCUCUAAUGCCAGGUUCUAAUUAUGUUUUGGUUUUUCACUGAUAAAAGUCUGGAAUGUCAUACAGUGUUGGGAAUAAUACAUGAUGUUGUUACAUUAUAUGUUAUAAUGUGUAUGCGUUUGGAAGGAAAAACAUUUAAUAAAAAUAUGUUUCAUAUUAAAUAGCUCAAAUUAAAAUUAGUCUACAGAGUUGUUUUAAUCAUUACAGCAGAAUUCUUAAGAAUAUUCUGUGCUUUGUUUUUGGAAUCUUACAUUUCUGGCCAAUGAUCUAUUAGUUCAAUAGAGUGUUUAAACAUAUACAUAUGCUGAUCCAUAACACCUUGAAGAAUUAGACAAUUUCUUAAUAAAAGCUGUAAGUAGGGAUUUAUACAUAUUUUUGUGAUUUUAAGUUUCUGAAUUCAAUGAAAUUAGAGUUUUAAAACUUACUUGCCUUUUCCAAAACGUGAUCCUAUGUGUUGAAUGCUUGGUUGUGCUUGAUAAUUGUUAAGGAUUUUAUUUGUUUAAAUAUAUAAACAGUUAAAACCAUAGUUAUUUAAUUAUUUUUAUGUUGAUUGUGUGUAAUUGGUUUAUAUGCAAUGCAGGUGGAUGUUUGCAUGAAAUGUGUGCAUAACUUAAAUUUUACUUGUUUUAUAGAUUGUUCAAAUUACUGAUUUGUACAUCCAAAUGUCAUUAUUUCCUGUGUGAUUGGUGUGUGUGUUUGAUAGCUAUUCUGCAUUAGGAUUAAAUGGUUGACAGUGUGGGGUUUCUUAGGUGAAAAGUGCUAUGAUGUGGCCUUUUUUCUAUCAAAUCGAUAAUAUAUGUUGCCGAAAUUGUUUCCUGUAAUAUAUUCUUGCUGAAAUUUAUGAUAUUGCAUGAUUCGAUAUAAGCUAAAGCAACAAAUGCUCAAUAAUUUGAAAUGUUUAAUCCAAGCAAUUAGCAUAUAUGUUGCAUCAUAUAGCAGUUCACUUUUCUUUGUCGAUAAUAUCACACACAUGUUUUUAUAUUAAUGUUUUUGUGCUUGAUUUGCUAUUCUAAAGCCUAUACAAAUGUAGUGUAAAUGUGAAAACAUACCAGUGCACUUAGAAUUGUUUUUAAAGAUUGACAAUAAACAAGUUCAUUUGUUUAUAGGAUUAUGAAACCCUGAUGUUAUGUUCACCGUAUAAUGUAUAAUUAUACGAGUCAUAGUAGGAUUUAUUACAUUGAACAUUAAAUCAAAUAAAGUUAACCUCAUCUUACCAUCAUAUGUGUGAAUGGUAAAAUUUGCAUGAAAGUGUACAUGUAGUUGGUUUAUACUCAACACUUAGCUGUAUGGCUUUUCUCAUUUCAAUGAUAUUCAUCAACAAAAUAACUGAUCAAUGCGACAUGCUCAAGGGCUUUGGGACUGCCUGAAAGAACAAUUAUCUGAAUCUGUGAUGGAAAUUUAACAGUAUUGGUAGAACUUUACUGUACAACUACAGAUAUAAUAUAAUAUAUUGCCUGUCUGCAUAUGAUCAAAAAUAAGAAUUAUGUGAACAAAUGAUGUGUUUUUUUAGUAUACAUGUACAGUGGAAAAAUUAUGUGAUUUUAUUUUAAUGAAUGUUUGGGCCUGUGACAGUUUCUAAUUAGAACAUGUAACAUGGUUAAAUAUAAAUUAAUUUAUUGAUUUGAAAAUAGAUUUAAUGUGAUGAACUUGAAGUAUGAUGUAUCCUUUUGUAUGGUGAUUUCUAUUGUUUUGCUACUGUGGAAUUUUUCAAAUGUUUGUUCCUAUUCAUGUGUUACAGGUGCUGGUAACCUUAUUUUGUUGCAAGGCUUUAUCACACAUUGCAUAUAUUUCCUGACAACAGUUGCUACAAUUAGUUUUAAGAAUACUUUGUUAAUCCAUUGGAAUGAAUGUGGUUCUAGAAGUGUAUGUUUGAAUCGUAUUGUGCACAAUGAAUGUAUUUCAAGUAUUUGAUUUCUUUGCGAGUCUCACUGUAUUAAUAUUAUGUGCAUAGAUCUUGUUCCAUGUUGACUGCAUGAUUGAUCACACUCAGCUUAAUGUCAGUGAUAUCAUCUCUUAAAACUGUUAAUAUGGCUCCACCAUUAGGUUCUUAUGAUCUUUAAAAAAUGGCCUUCUCCUCCAUACAUUGUACUUGUAUAUUGUUUUAACCUAUUAACUUCAUGUGUACAUCAAUUUUAUAUUUGGUAGUAAUUAAACUUUAAUAGAUAUUCUUUUGAGAUGAUACCAUUCACAGAAUUCUUUGUAGGGUUAGCUUUUUAGGUUUUCUAUCAGUUAAAGCGUAAAUUCCACACCACUUUUUGCUGACUACAUGUAAUGACAAUUCAUGAUACAAAUCAAGGGUAAAGUUUAUAUGCAUAAUCUGCACAACAAACAUGAUACAAUACUUGCUGGCGCAUACCAAAUAGGUGACAAUGUUCUUGGACCAUAUGAUCUACAUCAAGAAAAGAUGGGUGUUAUGCCAUAUAUUCAGUCAUACUAGCUCUUGACCACCCUGCAUAUUCUCGCAUUCUGGUCAAAAGCUACCAUGUUUGCUAUAAAGUCAUGCAAGGUUUCAAGGUCUCAUUAUUGGUCUUUAUGACAACUCAUCAGAGUGUAUAAGGCUUAUUUUGUUACUCUGUAAGAUAUGUCCUAAGACCCAUUUUAACACAACAUGGAUCUUUCAUGCCUGGCUACAUUCCAGCAUUGAGGCCACCUUAUAAUAUCUGAUUGUUCUCUUAUACACUAUUCCUUUUUAAUCAUGCUUUAAGAUUUAGCGUGAAAUCCAAAUUCUAUUCGUUUGUUUUGAAAUGUAAGUAGGAAUUUUAAGGUCUAAAAUGAUUUUUUAAUUGUAUUUCAUGCAACUGGGGUUUUAAAGACAAUUCUUUUUAUAUGUGAAAAGUGUUGAAGUGAAAUCUCAAUUUUUGGAAAACAUAUAACAGUCAACAAGUUUCUGUUUGUUUUAUGAUGUUCAGACACAAAUAGAAUUUUUUGUUUUAGAAUAAAGAUGUCCAAUUAUGUGUUUACAUUUGUCACCAAUUUUGUACAUGACCUGUAUAUUUCUUUUGCACACUGGUUUAUCGUUGUUAUAUGUGUUUUGUUGAUUUACUAACCAACAAAUGCAACUGAAUAAAGAAUGUAUAUUUUUUAGAA